Molecule: messenger RNA, 950 nt
Organism: Moneuplotes crassus
Lineage: Eukaryota; Ciliophora; Spirotrichea; Euplotida; Euplotidae
Source: the annotation of a GenBank genome assembly
CAAACCCAGGUAUCUGCUCUAUUAUUGAGCCUAGUAGGGUCCCUGUCUCAGCAUUGUGUAGUGAUUUAGAUAUACACUCCCAAGAUGGGAUACCAACUUGCUCUUGCCUAACAACUAAGGAGAGAGAUUCAACUCACUUAGCCCUUAUGUUUGGCUUAAUUUUGUUAUAAGAUCUAACUUGAAUCACUCUUAACAAUUUAGAACUAAAUUUAUGGAUUCAUGGUCCACGAAGAAGUGUGAACUUCUACAUCAUGAAAACUCUGAGAUUUACUGACACUAUAUUUAAGAGCCCAAUUGGAUAUGGAAAUCCCUGUUCAAAACCCAGAAAAAACCUGAAUUAGAGGCAUAGAUAAGAAUUAGAGAGCAUAAAUAGUUUCAGAGAGUAAUCCAUGACUCUAGAUUUCAGCUAACUCAAAGUACAAUUAUACGAAGAAGCUUUCUGGCCAUUCUCUUCUUCCCUGUAUCUCUUAGGUGCUUCUGUAGAUUUUUUAUAGCACAUUCCCAACCUAAAUCACAAAAUCUCUCAAAUCAAGAGUGAAACCUGGAUACUGGUGAACAUGAAGUCUUGACUAACUUAGCCGAGGUUAUGGGUGAAGCUCCUGUAAAUACCCACAAUAACAACUAGGAAAGCGAAUUUUGCCUUAGCAUCGAUCUUGGGUUGAUAACCAAGUUAUUAUAAAUCCUUAGAAUAGUGACCUAGAUCCAGAGAAAACAUGCAAGAAUAACUUCUUAAUAAUGUUUGAUCGAAUUAGAAUAUUUUACCUAGGUAUCAGCAUCACUCGUGGCUGGAAUCUGGACAAAUUAUCGAAGGUUGGAAGGGGCUUCUAUCAAACGGAUAUUUCCAUCCAACAACUUGUGGUAAAAAUUAAGGAUUAUUAUAAUCUUGUUAACACCUUCUUUGUACAUUCCUUGCAGAAGUGUGUAGUUCCUUGCUAAUUAUCAAUAAUUUC